GGUACUCCGUGCUCUGCAUAUGCCAAAGCGCUGAAGGGACAGCGAGAGUCUUGGCCUCCGUUCUUGCUUUAGGUCACGAGUGUGCAACACCCGCAAAGUUCUUAGCCCAUAUAUCCGGCACUUCCAGCGCAGCCAUGGCCGCCCAGCAAAUACUGCUGCGAACUGGGCCCGGCAGCGCCUGCCAGGCGCACGCUCGGCGCGGCUGCGCCCUCGCACGCCACAAGUUGACGCCGGCCCCAUUCACCGGCACCGCACGGCUCCAGCUCGACACCCCCUCCGUCGCUCCCUCGGUCCCCUUCACCCAGCCCAGCCGCGCUAGCCGCACGACCUCGGUCUUCGCGCGGGCCUCGUCCUCCUCAGCUGCAGACGCGGCGCCGUCACAGCCGCCGCAGGAGCCGGCCAGCACGCCGCUGUGGCGCACACACAUCUCUCGCAAGCCAAUCCUACUGCAGGCCCUGUACGACUGCCUGGCGGGCCUCCGGGCAGCGGGGCCGCUGCCGGACCGGGUGGAUCUGGCCAUGGUGUACGUGUCGUCCGCGUACGAGCAGGACUUUCCACUGCUGGUGGAGGCGCUGAGGCAGCAGGUGCCGGGCCUGAGGAACGUGUUCGGGUGCACGGGCUUCGGCAUUAUCGGUGUGGACGGCGAGGGCGCGCACGAGGUGGAGGCGGCGGCCGCGCUCAGCCUCACGCUGGCCAGCAUCCCGCAGGCGGAGGUGGUGGUGCGGCACGUGGACACCGCGGACCUGCCGGACGGAGACGCUCCUCCGGACCGCUGGGCGGCGCUGCUGGGUGUGCCGGCCUUCCCCGAGUGCCCACUGUCAUUCGUGGUGCUGGCCGACCCCACCUUUGGCGAGGUGCAGGACCUUCUGGAUGGCCUGGACUUCGCCUUCCCCACCGCCACCAAGAUUGGCGGCCUCAGCAGCUCCACCCCCUCCUUCACUGGCUCCACCACCGCUACGUUUGCCUGGUCGGCAUCCCCCUCCGCCUCCUCGUCACUCAUGCCCGCCUCGUCGCCCUCCCCCUCCGCCCCUUCCACCUCCUUCCCCUCCGCCGACUCCACCACCUCCUCCUCCACGGCGGCAGGCGCUGACACCACCGCGACCACCAGUGGCAGCGGCAGCAGUGGCAGCAGCAGUGGCAGCAGCGGCAGCGGCAGCAGUGGCAGUAGCGGCAGCAGCGGCAGCGGCAGCAGUGGCAGUAGCGGCAGCAGCGGCAGCGGCAGUAGCGGCAUGUUCACUCGCGGCGCGGCGGUGUUGUCGCUGCAUGGGGAGGUGCAGAUGGACCUCAUGAUUGCACAGGGCUGUCGGCCGCUGACGUCCACCACCUGGACUGUGGACCGGGUGGCCGCGGGCGACCCCACCCGCAUCCUGGCGCUGUCGGCGGAGGGUGUGGCGCGCGGGCGGCCGCUGCCGGCUCUGGAGGCGUUCCAGGUGGAGCUACAGUCCGUGCUCGGCGGCAUGACGGAGACGCAGCUGCGCCGCACCGUGUCCAACCUGACCGUGGGCGUGGCGCCGGAGGGACUCAAGCCCGCGGCGGAGCUGGAGCCGCAGGAUUUCCUGAUCCGCGCUCUUCGCGGCUUCGACGCGGAGCAGGCGCUGGUGGUGGGCGACUACAUGCGGGCGGGGCAGCGGCUGAGAUUCAUGGUGCGUGACAAGCAGGGCGCGCAGGAGGACCUCACUAGCCAUGGGUUGGCGUUCAAACGCAAGCAGCUGCAGGCCAUGCUGAUGGGCGGCGGCGCCGGCGGCGAGGGGGCGCCCUCGCAGCCGUUUGGCAUGCUGAUGUUCACGUGCAACGGCCGCGGCAGCGGGCUGUACGGCGAGGACAGCUACGACGCACGCACGCUGUCCACCUACGUGCCCGUGCCCGUGGCGGGGUUCCAGUGCAACGGCGAGAUCGGGCGUGUGGGCAACACCACCCACCUCCACGGGUUCACGUGCGCGGCGGGUGUGCUGCGCCUGACCAGCGAGGUGGCGGCAACGGCGUCAGGCUCCGGCGCCUCUGCAGCCGCGCCCUCGUCGUCAUCGGCGCCCGCGCCGCCGUCACCGUCACAGCCGCCGCCGUCUGCUCAGGAGUAAGGAGCUGGGCGGGGCGCAGGGGCGGGGGGCGGGGGCGGGGGCGGGGUUUGCGGCUGGGGCUGACGUUGACAUGCAUUUGCAUGGGCCGCAUGCAUGCGCGUUGGGUUUCUGUGUGAGAUGACUUGACUGAGAGGGCGGAAUGCAAGAGCAGGAGGGUCCGGUCAGCACUGCGUGCGCGGCAAGGACUGAAUGCGGUAAUGGAAAACUGAGGGCGACGACUUGAAGAACGCGCAGGAGGUUUGCACGCCGCCAGUUGCGCUGGCAUGGCAUACCGGUACACUAAAGACAUGGGAGCAGCUAUAUUGGCUAGGUCAGGUUGACAUCGUGGGGCGAUGACGCGUGCUGGGUGGUGGAAUGCAGAUUCUGCCGUGGCACCUCCCAACGAGUGUGCAGGGCUGCAGGAGGUGGUGGGAGGGUGUGGGGGAGCUGGGUAUGCCGGCAAGUGCUAAUUGGGUUGCGGCGAGCAGUGGGUCGCAGCAGACACCGCACAUGCUGCAUCCCAUUCCAUGGAACAAAUGGGAGGGGGGCGAAGCGCAUGGAGGCCGCCUUAUUUGCGCACAGGAGGCUGUCGGAGGGCACUGUAAGACCACCCCUCCCUCAGUCCCUCUCUGCAAGGUAUGGGGCUUCGGGCCGGCAUUGCCUGCCGCCAGUGCUAUGGUCUUGACCCACAUUACUCACUUGCGGGCGCAUGCAGUUUACGGUGUAGAUUAUGCCGCGCCCCCUUUUAGAAGCGGGUAGAGUCACUCUCCAUACCUGUAAUAGAUUUGGUUCUUCCUUUCUCGUGCACGAAAGGGAGUCGUGGAGAUACCGCAGACGGGGGCAAACGCGUUGCGCACGGGCUUGAGGUAGCUUCUCCUGCAUGAGGGCUUUCUCUUAUCUAAAGCAUCGAUAGUGAAUCCGGUUGGGCUUGUGUAAAAUAAAGCCCAA
Chlamydomonas reinhardtii is the source of this 3002-nucleotide messenger RNA. RefSeq lists its product as uncharacterized. Lineage: Eukaryota; Viridiplantae; Chlorophyta; Chlorophyceae; Chlamydomonadales; Chlamydomonadaceae. The record is from RefSeq and is a predicted model, not a curated record. Bases 135 to 2075 code for a protein of 646 amino acids. Gene Ontology annotation, biological process: positive regulation of proteasomal ubiquitin-dependent protein catabolic process; protein polyubiquitination. The transcript is spliced from 14 exons.